This is a messenger RNA of Xyrauchen texanus (razorback sucker), 3397 nucleotides long. RefSeq names its product 5'-3' exoribonuclease 2 (gene xrn2). NCBI's taxonomy places the organism in Eukaryota, Metazoa, Chordata, Actinopteri, Cypriniformes, Catostomidae. The transcript is spliced from 31 exons. Bases 133 to 3036 code for a protein of 967 amino acids. Gene Ontology annotation, biological process: nuclear-transcribed mRNA catabolic process. The record is from RefSeq and is a predicted model, not a curated record. Gene Ontology annotation, cellular component: nucleus. Gene Ontology annotation, molecular function: 5'-3' RNA exonuclease activity; RNA binding.
CAGUGCAUGCGCAUGUAAUUUAGCGUGUACGUGCUGUGUGUUUGGUUUGAGUAUUCAACAUCUUGUGUGUUUCACAGUUUUAACCGUUUUUAAAGUCAUUUUUCAGUGUAAAGACGCUGUAUUUUACGGGAGAUGGGAGUCCCCGCUUUUUUCCGGUGGUUGAGUCGGAAAUAUCCGUCAAUAAUAGUUCACUGUUUGGAGGAGAAGGCUAAGGAGUACAAUGGUGUUAAAAUCCCUGUUGAUACCAGCAAACCCAACCCAAAUGAAGUGGAGUUUGACAACCUGUAUCUAGACAUGAAUGGAAUUAUCCAUCCUUGCACACAUCCAGAAGACAAGCCAGCACCUAAAAAUGAAGAUGAAAUGAUGGUUGCCAUUUUUGAAUACAUUGACCGGCUAUUUAACAUAGUGCGACCAAGACGAGUUCUGUACAUGGCGAUUGAUGGUGUGGCUCCUCGUGCCAAAAUGAACCAGCAGCGUUCGAGACGGUUCCGAGCAUCUAAAGAAGGAGUCGAGCUCACAGAAGAAAAACAGAAAAUCAGAGAAGAAGUUAUUCAGAGAGGAGGUUACCUGCCACCUGAUGAAAUAAAAGAACGUUUUGACAGUAACUGCAUUACUCCAGGCACGGAGUUCAUGGAUAAUUUGGCCAAGUGUUUGCGAUAUUAUGUUGCAGACAGACUGACCAAUGACCCUGGAUGGCAAAAUGUCACCGUGUUUCUAUCUGAUGCUAGUGUACCUGGUGAAGGAGAACAUAAGAUUAUGGAUUUCAUCAGGAGACAAAGAGCUCAACCAAACCACGACCCAAACACGCAUCACUGUCUCUGUGGAGCUGAUGCUGAUCUGAUCAUGUUGGGUUUGGCAACGCAUGAGGCCAAUUUCACCAUUAUAAGAGAAGAAUUUAAACCCAACAAACCCAGACCCUGUGCCCUGUGUAACCAGAUGGGCCAUGAGAUCAAAGACUGUCAGGGAGUCGCCCGAGAAAAACAGGGCGAGCAUGAUGAAUUUGCAGACUCUAUUCCAGUAUCAGAACAGGAGUUCAUCUUCAUCCGACUGGCUGUGUUACGAGAGUAUUUGGAGAGAGAGUUAACGAUGGCCAGCCUGCCGUUCCCUUUCGACUUCGAGCGGAGCGUCGAUGACUGGGUGUUCAUGUGCUUCUUUGUGGGAAAUGACUUCCUGCCCCACUUACCAUCUCUUGAGAUCAGGCAUGGCGCAAUCGAUCGCUUGGUUGGCAUCUACAAAGACGUUGUGCACAAAACUGGGGGCUACUUAACAGAAAAUGGCUUUGUUAACCUCGAGCGGGUCGAGCUUAUUAUGCAAGCUGUGGGCGUGGCCGAGGACAACAUCUUCAGAAAGCGCAAAGAAGAUGAUGAAAGUUUUAAACGGAGAAUGAAAGACAAGAAAAAGCGGAUGAAAGCAGAACAGCGUCCAUCGUUUGUCCCCCAUGGGCAGUUUGCCCCUCAGGCUCUGGGUGGCAGAGACGGACCCAUGCCAGUGCAGAAUGCCAGACAAACGGCAUAUGAAAUGAGGAUGCAGGGGAACCGAGACCAGCGCAAUUUGGAUGCAGCUCAGUCCAUGAGAGCCAUGAUGAAAAAUGGGAAGACUCCUGCUGGACCCAGUGAUGAAAUGGAUAGCCGUGGUGUGAAACGGAAAGCUGAAGACAGUGACAGUGAACCAGAACCUGAAGAUAACGUCAGGCUAUGGGAGGAGGGAUGGAAACAGCGUUACUACAAGACCAAAUUUGACGUUGACGCGACAGACGAUGAGUUUCGUAAGAAAGUGGUGAAGUCCUACGUUGAGGGACUGUGCUGGGUGCUCAGAUACUACUAUCAGGGCUGCGCAUCCUGGAAGUGGUAUUUCCCCUUUCAUUACGCGCCGUUUGCCUCCGACUUCAAAGACCUCAAGGGCAUGUUCAGUGAUUUCGAGAAAGAGACCAAACCGUUCAAACCGCUGGAGCAGCUGAUGAGUGUAUUUCCUGCUGCCAGUGGAAACUUCCUGCCAACAACAUGGAGAGCCCUAAUGAGUGACACAGAAUCGUCUAUCAUUGAUUUCUACCCUGAUGACUUUGCCAUUGAUUUGAAUGGAAAGAAAUACGCCUGGCAGGGUGUUGCUUUGUUACCGUUUGUUGACGAGCGGAGGUUACGAGCGGCAUUGGCUGAUGUCUACCCUGAUUUAACCCCAGAGGAAGUGAGACGGAACAGUUUGGGAAGUGAUGUCUUGUUUGUGGGGAGGUCCCACCCACUGUGUGACUUCAUUCAGGAACUCUACCGUGCAGAAUCUGAUGAGGGCACUGAGAUCCCUGCAGAAUUUUGCCAUGGAAUCCAAGGUAUAUUAAAUCUAGACGAUGACCCUAUUCUACCAGAUAAAUCAGUCGAGUCUCCCAUCCCAACGCUCCGAGACAUCGCCAGCAGUGCCGCCAUUGGGAUCAAAUUCAAGGAUCCGCAGUAUGAAGACGAUCAUGUGUUCAAGGCUGUUGUCCUACCGGGGGCAAAGAUCCCUAACAAGGUUCUAAAGCCGGGAGACUGGGAACGGAGUAACCGCGGCAACUGGAAACCUCAGCUGGGGUUCAACCCAAAUCGCCGACAAGCCCAUCUGGACCAAUCAGGUUUCAGAACGCUCAAUCACCAUGCAGGCAGAAAUCAAGGGGUGGGUCUGUAUGGCUCUGGACCGCCUGGCGAGAGUCAGCAAUGGGGUGGCCAGUACAGCAAUGCCCCGCCCCCUAGAAACUACAACCAAGGAAACUACCGCCCACCUCAAAGAGGCGGUUACUCUUCAUACCAGAAUUUCAGACAGCCUGGAUUUAAUCAGCCUCCCCGAGCCAAUCCCCAAUCAAAUCCCAGGUUCCAGCAGGGAGGUCAUGGUUGGGGUCGGUCCAUGCAGUCUCAGGGCACUGCGUACCAGCAGAACCAGCAGAGGGGACAAGGAGGCUGGAGACCCCCUCACAAUCAGCAUGACAACCGCAGAGGUGGACCGCAACAGCAGGGGUCUAAUUCUGGACAGGGUUAUCCCAUGCCUCCAAAACAAUACAGAUGGACAGAUUAAACUCUCAGCCUAAAAACGGCUUCUUUUUUUAUUCAAUGCAACAUUGUCUCUUUUUGCGCUGUUGAUUUGUAACUGUUUUUUUCUUGUUUUACUGACUAAAUGUUCUUAUGUAUUGAUUUUUAAGAAUAUGCCUGUAAAACUAAAUACACGAGACGAGACCACUGAGUUUGAUGUAUUUCUUGACUAGGAUGGUGUGUUAUAUGUGUUGAUUAAUUCUCCGUUUUAUAAUUGUUUUACUCUCAUAGCGGAAUCAGUGUUUUGUAGCGUUUUUGUAAUCUUUAACUGUAUAUUCAUAUCUUAUUGUCAAUUAUAGAUGCAGAUCAACAUUUUGAGAGACCAUUAAAAAUUAGAUCAAACAGUG